AUGCUGCAAAUGAAGUUUACUCCGUUGGCAACUGUUCUUUUUCAAUGUUCUUUGGUUCUAUCUGCAGUGUUACCAUUUGAGUAUUUAGAUAUCAGAGAUACCGGUAUAUCUAACACUAUCAUCGAGAAAAGAGCCCUGGAUUUGUCUGAAAUAGCUAUGCUCAAUAACUUGCAAAAUGCGUACAAGGGGGUCUGGUGGGCCACGGCGUAUCCUAAUGCAGAGCGGCCGUACGGAAGCAAGUAUGAUGUAUCGUGCGAUAUUGAAAGUUUCAAUAUUCUUGUGGAAGCUACGCGAAACGCUGUAAGACUUGCCGAAUAUGCUGGAAGCGAUACAUUGUUGAAAGACAGAUCAUUCAAUAAGUUCUUCGUUCGGAACGACAUAGCACCGAUAGGCGGUCGAUGGACAUCCAACAAAGACUCCCAGGCCACUGAGGCUUCAAUACGCCACAACAUGUUGUUGCCAUCCAGAUUCCCACUUGACGGGACAAAAAAAUCUACCAGGCGUUCUAGAAUCACAUACCAAUGCAAGGAUCCAGAAACGCUACCUGCGAAUGCCAAGGGCUGCUCAAAAUCAGAUGUCCACGCGUAUGCCAUAAAUCCAAAAUGGACUCCUAAUGGAUGGACAAUUGUAUUCUGUGAUAGAUUUUUUCAAGGCCGCAAAUACUUGAACGAGAUUCUUGGUGGUCCAAAAGUAUCCGAAGAUAGUCUGGGGGCUUUGAAAUAUGUCUCGUAUGAGCAAGUUAUGCUUCAUGAAUGGUUACAUUGUGACAUAAUGGGAUACAGUGAACAUCUUACAGAUCUGUUCGAUACGAUUGAUGACCAUCUCCCAAAACGUAAAAUAUAUGGGAUGAGUUCAGCGAGAGACUAUGCAUGGAAAUUUAUGCAGGGUGAUAAAAUGCAUAUAAACCAGAAUAUUGUUGCUAAUGUGGAGAAUUACGUCUGGUACUUUGUGGACAAAAUAUACGGAAAACAAUGGGGAUGGUCAGGUAAAGGGACAGCCUACCCGGGAAAACUACCCGAACGUGGUUUCAACCGCAUGACCAGACAAACCGACGUCCAGGCCACUGUCGAGAACCUCGAUCUUGGAGACGAAAGCACAGAUCCUGCAACUCUGCCAAAACCAGUCUGGCCUGCAAAUUGCCACGGUGAGGCAGUAAUUGAUGCUGAUGACACUAGUGCGAUUAUUUGCGAUUAUGUCAUACCACUAGAUGACGAACCGUCCUCAUCUUCUGCACCUGCAACUUCGGCAACUUCUACAUCAGCACCUGUCGUUACAUUACCACCGGAUCCUAAGAAUUGUAGUUGUAAUGAGGAAGGAUGUACAAAGGAAUCGCCCGCGUGUUGCGCUAAUGGCACUUGCUAG
Botrytis fragariae is the source of this 1362-nucleotide messenger RNA. RefSeq lists its product as uncharacterized. Bases 1 to 1362 code for a protein of 453 amino acids. The transcript is spliced from 9 exons. NCBI's taxonomy places the organism in Eukaryota, Fungi, Ascomycota, Leotiomycetes, Helotiales, Sclerotiniaceae. Gene Ontology annotation, molecular function: metallopeptidase activity. The record is from RefSeq and is a predicted model, not a curated record.